UGACAAGACAUGACGUUCCAUCAUUAAAUUUAAAUGUUUGCUGCUAUUUUUUUUGUUUUUAUUCAUUUUAAAGAGGAAACAUAAUUUAUAUUAAUAUUAAAUUGACCUUAAAAUUGUAUUAUCAAUAAAGCACCUUCCUGGGCUUCAAACUUUGUCAAAUUUUUUGUUCCCAUCAACUCAACACGCAACUGCAAAAAUUGAUUACAUGAAUUGUCAAUUUGUCAAAACCAGAUGGAUUUAUUUAGAUAUGUAGGUGAAAUCCUAGAUAAGAUAUAUAAGAUAAAUUCAAUAAAAAAACUUGUAGUUUAGUGAAAGUGUAUUAAAACGUAACAAUUAAAUCUUAGUCACUUUCUGAAAAUCAGUAGUAAAAUCCCUAAAGAUAUGGCAGAAAAUAAAGUGAAACCUGUAAAUGAAGCAGAUCUCAAGGAACUGAAAAACAGAAUGAAAUUAAUUGCCGAAGCUGAUCCAUCACAAUUUCACAAUGAAUUUUCGUUAAAACGAUAUUUGAGGGCGUUUAAAACUGUUGACGAUGCAUUUAAGGCUAUUCUAAAAACAAAUAAAUGGAGGAAAGAAUAUGGAGUAGAAACUUUAACUCCAGAGACACCAGAAAUCAAAAAGAAUUUAGAAGCAAACAAAGCCAGGGUUUUAAAGUAUAGAGAUAUGAUCGGCAGGCCUGUAGUUUACAUACCAGCAAAAAACCACAAUGCUAGUAAUAGGGAUAUAGAUGAAUUAACAAAAUUUAUUGUCUAUUGUCUGGAGGACGCUUGCAAAAAAUGUUUUGAGGAAGUAGUGGACAACCUUUGUAUAGUGUUUGAUCUCCAAGACUUCGGAGUGACCUGCAUGGAUUACCAGCUGGUCAAAAAUCUCAUUUGGCUGUUGAGUCGCCACUAUCCAGAACGAUUAGGAGUGUGUUUGAUAAUCAAUUCUUCAUCGUUGUUUGCCAGUUGUUGGGCCGUCAUACGAGGAUGGUUGGAUGAAAAUACCACCAGCAAAGUGACUUUUGUGUCAUCUGAAGAAGAAUUGUGCAAGCACCUUAUACCGGAUAUAUUACCCACAGAUAUAUAACUUCGGUGUUCAUUACUUUAUUGUAACAUAUCUACACAAAACUUAUUCUUCAUUGUUUUUUUUUUGUGAAUGUAUCUAACACAAUUUUAACGGGUUUUUAGUAUGUAGGGAUUAUUUUCCGAUAUUGAUUUUGUCACGAAUUUCUUCUUUUUUUUUGUAAAAAUUUGUAAACAUAAAACCUAAAAUUAGUCAAAUGGAUAUAAAAAUACCGAAUUUAAUGUUUUCCAAUUAUUUGACAUAUUUGGUCAUACGUCAAAUGUCAAAAUGUAGGUUAAGUGUGCUGUAUUUAGAUAAAACUGAAUUUUACAGUGCAUUGGUAGAUAGUCAAUGUUGUAUAAUACUGAAUGAGAUUUUUUAAAUUUAAAAAAUGAGCCAUUAGAAAAACUUAAACGGGAACAUGAACAAACUCAAAUAGUGCCAUAUAUAUUUCUAGAUCUUACUUUUUAUUUUAAUUCUUUUUUAACAUUCUGUAAAAAAACGAGUUUUUUAAUUUAUCAUCGCACAAAUAAAGGAACGUCACGUUCACAUAGUAUACCGGAUGUCCCAUGUUUGUUUAACUCACAAUUACUUAAAAACUGAUCAAAUAACUGUCUUGAAAAAAUCUAUGAGUGAUAAAUCUGGUAAUCGCGGCGACUAUGGAAAUGGUCCUUUAUUAUCAAUCUAAUAUUUAAAAAAUUCGUUGUGAGCUAACAAUUUUUUCUGUUCUCCAAAUUUAACAAAAAAAUCGUGUAAAGUAAUGACUGAAAUUCUACAUUUCUGUCAAAUUAUUAAAUUCAAAACCUCGGUAAAUAUAGAAUAAAAGAUCUUUAGGUCACAUCGUUAUCGAUGACGUCAUUGACACUAGAUAAGUACCAAAAUGUAACAUAAAAUAUCCCUUUAAUAUGCUUUAAUUUCGUACGCAAAUGACAAAUGGUAAAUCUAGUAAUAAUUGAAAUUAAGACAUAUUUGACUCCAAAUUUGACGCUUAGCAUAUCAACUUUUGAUUACUUUUUUAAAUACCUACAGAAAUCAAAUAAUGUCAGUUUUCAAGAGUAGUUCCAUAGCCAGCACGAUCCCCGGACUUGACGCUACUAGUUUUUUCUUUGGCGUUACUUGAACGUUUUCAAAAAAAUCACUAUAUUAAAAAAUACGGGACAUUUUGUAUGUAUAGAAUUGUUUUAAAAAUUUCAUACAUCAGAUUAUUUUGCCGUCGAUUAUUUUUGAAACAAUGUCAAAUUUGGUGGUCGAAAAUGCUCUGAUAGUUAACAGUUUGUGAUUUUUACAUUGUUGCACCGUUGAACUCGUCCGUCGUUGUCAAAUUAUCGAUCAUGAUUUUUUUGAAGGAUAUUUUUAUAAUAUUACGUUUAGUUCUUUUUUACACAUAGGAUGUUCCUAAAUUGUUGUAAGUAUUCACGGAAUGAUACAAAUUUUAGCAAUCCAUUAUUGGAAUAAAGUAACAAACGUUUUUUGUGCCAUGAAAUCGAGGAUUAUUUAAAUUUUGAUCACUCCGUGUUAGAUGUAGGA
This is a messenger RNA of Psylliodes chrysocephalus, 2568 nucleotides long. The record is from the annotation of a GenBank genome assembly. Lineage: Eukaryota; Metazoa; Arthropoda; Insecta; Coleoptera; Chrysomelidae.